AUGGUUCUGGUUUUCAUCUUGAUUCUCUUCGGGUUUCUUCUUGGGGUGGUUGCUGUUGUUGCUGCCGAAGCAUUCGGAUUCAUGUGGAUCCUGAAACGACUGCGUAGCAGGAGCAAUAGAGACCAAGCAAAAAUCUCAUCCAAAACCCAACUGGGUAGUUCUGCUCAAUUUGAUUCUCACCAUUCACUCAAAAAGGAGGGUGUGGUUUGGGUUCUAGAGCCUGACAAGGUUUCAAAAUUGUGGCUGGAGAAAUCAUCAAGGGAGCAUAAAAGGAAAAAGGAGCUCUUUGAGGUUUCACCUGUUAGGAAGUAUGGGAAAAUCAUGGGCCAGACACUUGUUCUCACUGAGCCUGAUGGCUUGCACACAACCAUUCAGCUCAAGGGUUGCCAAGUUGAAGCUGUUUCAGCCACAAGCCUUUCUUCAAAAAAAUGGGCAAAAAAGUUCCCCAUUAAAUUAGAAACCAAGACCUCUGUGAUCUACCAUGGAAGCAAAGCUCUUUACAUGUAUCUUGAGACUUCAUGUGAGAAAGAAGCAUGGUGUAAGGCCCUUCGUCUGGCGUCAUGUGAUCAAAAUGAAAAACUCGAAUGGUUUUCCCAGUUGCAAGAAGAGUUUUAUAGUUAUCUUACAUCAUUAAAUACUGAAUAUCAUACUCUUAUGAAACCAUCAGUAGGAUCUAGUGUUGAGGCAAUAGAAAGGGCUAGUAAGCCUGAUGGCUCUUCCUCAAAGGUUCGUCAAUUUCUGAAAAAACUUUCAAAAAGAUCUUCCAGAGUUGGUGUGGAUAACAAAUCAGCUUGGACUUCGUUGUCAGGACGUGAAGAAAGAAGGAAAACUGAGAAGCUUCGUGCUUGUCAAGAUGCAGUUCUUGCCUCUGGCUUGAUGAAAACUGCUUCAACAACAAAUCAUCUGAAAAUCUCCAUGUUAGACAAUACUCCAUCACUAUCUUCAACCAUAUCUCAUUCAAGAAGCCAGAGUCAUAUCUCAGUCAGUUCUGAAACGGAUGCUGAAGAAAAGUUGGGUAUUGAUGAGGGAACAUUAUGUUGGAAUUUGUUGAUUUCCCGGCUCUUUUUUGAUGUCAAAGGCAAUGCACAUGUGAAGAGAUCCGUGCAAGAAAGGAUUCAGAGGACAUUGUCCAAUAUGAGAACUCCCAGUUAUGUUGGUGCAGUCAUCUGCACAGACAUCAACAUGGGGAAUGUUCCACCCUGUAUCAUUGGAAUGAGGGUUCUUCCAAUGGAAAUGAAUGAGGUAUGUGCCUUAGAGGUUGACAUUGAAUAUUCUGGAAGUGCAUUAUUAGAGAUUGAAACUAGGCUUGAAGUUCGUGAACUAGAGCUCCAUAGGGGGACAGAGGGCUCAAAUCCAGAGUCAAGCAAUGUUGGGGCUGUCCCAUCAGAUCUUCUUGAAGGUUUAGAGUACUUUGACAAGCAAUUGAAUCUGGCAGAAGGGAUCAAUGAUUUACGAGAUUCAAAAGAAGAUGGGAACCUGAACACAGAUAUGUCUAAGAGCAUUAAGAGCAGUACAUCUUCCUCAACUCAUGGAUCAAGAUGGAAGUCUAUGUUACAUUCUGUUGCCAAGCAGGUUUCACAGUCUGAUGGAAGUAAUUGA
Gastrolobium bilobum is the source of this 1599-nucleotide messenger RNA. RefSeq lists its product as uncharacterized. Gene Ontology annotation, molecular function: lipid binding. NCBI's taxonomy places the organism in Eukaryota, Viridiplantae, Streptophyta, Magnoliopsida, Fabales, Fabaceae. The coding region runs from base 1 to 1599 and encodes 532 amino acids. The record is from RefSeq and is a predicted model, not a curated record. Gene Ontology annotation, cellular component: endoplasmic reticulum. The transcript has 6 exons.